AUGCCUCUCCGGAGACACUCGCAGCGAGCUCUCCACACUCGCAGCAACCUGCUCAGAUCAGUAGUUUCAGCCAAUUCUCCUCCUCCGCCGCCGCUUUCCCCAUCUCCGCCGGACAACUUCCUCGUCGGCAAAGCCCUAUCAAUACUCAAGCUCUACCACCCGUCGCAGCUCGAUCCUCUGAUUUCCCAGUUUACUCCACUAUCCGCCUCCUAUCUCCUACUCCAGUGCCAGAACGACCAAACCCUAACCCUUAAAUUUGUCAAUUGGGCCCGCAAAUUGCCCUUCUUCAGUAAUCAGCUCGAGUGCCAUUGCCUCUCGAUUCACAUCCUCACCCGAUUCAAGCUCUACAAAGCAGCCCAAUCCCUAGCGGAGGAAGCUGCUCUAAUUUUUCCGGACGAUGAUAAGGGAGAUUCGGUCUUUUCCUGCCUAAGAGACACUUACCAAGCGUGUGGCUCCAGCUCUGCCGUCUUUGAUUUGGUAAUAAAAGCUCUAUCCAAUUUGAAGCUUAUAGAUAGAGCUCUAAAUAUGAUGAGAUUAGCCAGAGACCAUGGGUUCAUGCCUAGUGUAUUGUCCUAUAAUUCCAUUCUAGAAGCAAUAAUUCGAAAAUCGGCUCCUGGGCAUGUUGAGUUUGCUUUGAAUGUAUAUCAGGGCAUGAUAGAUCAUGGUGUUUCCCCGAACGUCUUCACGUACAAUAUUUUGAUUAGAGGGUUGUGCGCAAACAAGGAAAUGGGUAAAGGAUUAUGUUUCUUCAAUGAAAUGGAGAAAAAAGGCUGUCUGCCGAAUGUGGUUACAUAUAACACAUUGAUAGAUGCAUAUUGUAAAACGGGGAAUAUGGACGAAGCCUAUGCGCUGUUGAAAUUGAUGUGGAAGAAGAAGUUGGAGCCAAAUGUCAUCACGUAUAACGUGAUUAUCAAUGGGUUGUGUCGAGAAGGGAGGAUGAAGGAGACGACCAAUAUUUUUGAGGAGAUGAAAGGAAAAGGUUUGGUUCCAGAUGAAAUUACGUAUAAUACCCUUAUCAAUGGUUACUGUAGAGAGGGAAAUCUUCAUCAAGCUCUUUUUCUACACGCGCAUAUGGUUAGAAAUGGACUGUCACCCAAUGUCGUGACUUAUACGUCUUUGAUAAAUAGUAUGUGUAAAGCGAGGAAUUUAAACAGAGCCAUGGAGUUUUUUAACCAGAUGCAGGUCAGGGGACUGAGACCGAAUGAGAAGACAUAUACAACUUUGAUUGAUGGCUUCUCUCAGCAGGGAUUCAUGGAUGAGGCCUGCAGGCUUUUAAAAGAAAUGAUUAGUAAGGGCUUCUCACCCUCUAUCAUAACUUACAAUGCAUUAAUCAAUGGCCACUGUGUGUCGGGUAACAUUGAUGAUGGUUUAGAAUUAAUUAAAACCAUGACCGCAAAAGGGAUUUCUCCUGAUGUUGUGAGUUAUAGUACAAUCAUUUCUGGGUUCUGUAGAAAAUUUGAUCUGGAUAAGGCAUUCCAGACGAAACAAGACAUGACUGAGAAAGGUAUUUUUCCGGAUGCCAUCACUUAUUCAUCUUUGAUUCAAGGUCUGUGUGGACAGAGGAGAUUGGCCGAGGCCUGUGAAUUAUUUAAAGAAAUGUGGAGAGUAGGUUUGCCACCCGAUAAAUGUACAUACACUUCUCUAAUCAACGGUUAUUGUUCCGAAGACGAUAUAGAGAGCGCAAUUGGUCUCCACAACGAAAUGAUUAAACAUGGCUUCUUUCCCGAUGUUGUCACCUACAGUGUGUUGAUAAAUGGGAUGAACAAGCGGGCCCGCAGUAAGGAAGCAAAACGACUUCUUUUCAAGUUGUACUUCGAGCAGUCUGUGCCACACGAAGUUACCUACGAUUUGCUGAUAGAAAGUUGUGGCAAUAACGAACUAGCCCUCAUGAAGGGAUUCUGCAUGAAAGGCUUGAUGAAGGAGGCAGAUGUUGUUUUUCAGGGUAUGUGUAAGAAAAACAAUGAGCCUGAUGAGAAGGUUUACAAUGUCCUAAUACAUGGGCACUGUAGAGGAGGAAAUCUGAACAGAGCUAUUGAGCUUUAUAAGGAAAUGGUGCAUCGUGGGUUGGUUCCUCAUGCGAUGACUGUUAUUGCUAUAGCUAAAGAACUCCACAAAGUUGGGCUGACAGAUGAACUCGGUCAGAUUUUAAGGGAAACAUUGAGAAAAUGUAAAGUUAUUGACGGUGACCGUGCCAAGGACCUUAUAGAGGUGAAUUUUAAAGAAGGGAAUAUGGAUGCAGUUUUUAAUGUUCUCAAUGAGAUGGCCAGAAAUGGCCUUCUUCCGGAUGAAGUGAGGACUGUUUAG
Messenger RNA from Striga asiatica, 2304 nucleotides. NCBI's taxonomy places the organism in Eukaryota, Viridiplantae, Streptophyta, Magnoliopsida, Lamiales, Orobanchaceae. The record is from the annotation of a GenBank genome assembly.